Sclerotinia borealis F-4128 is the source of this 2619-nucleotide messenger RNA. The record is from the annotation of a GenBank genome assembly. Lineage: Eukaryota; Fungi; Ascomycota; Leotiomycetes; Helotiales; Sclerotiniaceae.
AUGCCUGACGAAAAACAUAUAUACGAAGCGCUACCAAUUCCCACCUACUCAGAAGCAAUCGGCGAAUCCUCCUAUGGCUCAACACCCAUAACACCCCGCUCCGAUUCCUCAAAUGAACCCGCACAUCCCGCCGAACGAGAAGGUCUCCUAGGAAAUGAUCCCGGCGCAAGAGUUCCAGUUCCUACUCGCAGAGCUGGAUAUCGCCCCCCUCCUACCGAAGAUGGCAUUUCCAAUCGAGGCAGUCUGGAAAGAGAUACGUUUCUAAAUCAACAUGGCGAGCGCGAAAGUGAAGAUGAUGAUGGGGUGCGAAGGGAGAUAGAGGAAAUGGAAAUACAAGAUCCGCAAACGCCACAAUCGGCGUGGGGGAAACGGAUGUCCAGUAUCUCUGCAUCGUUAUCCUCGCGCCUGCCAUGGAUUCGUCGGAUUAGAUGGCCGAAAUUUGAUGCGAAUUUCUGUAUAGUUAUUGGAAGGAUAUUCGCGAUACUGUUAGUCAUGGCGGUGGUGUAUCUAUUGUUUAUGAGCGACCUUUUCUCGAAUGCGGCGAAUAGGAUAGGAGGGCAGAUGUUCCCUGCGGAAAGUGUGAGGAUAUUUGUGCAGGAGAGUGUGUCGGAGGAGAGAAUUGUGAGGUGGAUGAAUAGGAUUACGGAGACGGAUCAUUUGGCGGGUACGGAGGGGGAUUACAUUCUGGCGGAGAUUGUGCAGGAGCUUAUGGUCAAGAAUGGAUUGGAGGACGUCAAAAUGGAUGAAUAUGGAGUUUAUCUGAACUAUCCAAAGGAGGGAGGAAGGAAAAUCGAAUUACUUGGGGAAGAUGGAAAUCCGGUUUGGCAAGCAAAGAUUGAUGAGCCGCAACUCUAUACAAACCCACCGAGGCAACAGACACCUGUUUUCCAUGGACAUUCGAAGGCGGGAGAUGUUACAGGCCCAUUAAUAUACUGUAACUAUGGUUCACAGGCUGAUUACAAGACUUUUUACGAUGGUGGAAUUGAUACGAGAGGGGCAAUUGCUCUGGUCAGAUAUUACGGUACCCAAAAAGACAGAGCUUUGAAGGUCAAGGCUGCGGAACCAUGGGGUUUCAAGGCUGUGAUAAUGUACAGUGAUCCGGCAGAUGAUGGGUUUACUUUGGGUGAUACCGCCCCUAAUGGUAGAUAUAUGCCCAAAGAUGGAGUUCAAAGAGGCGCAGUCAGCUUGAUGAGUUGGGUGGUCGGCGAUGUUCUAACCCCUGGAUGGGCAAGCGUAAAAGGGGCGAAACGCGUAUCGAAAGAGAAUAACCCAGGAUUGACUAGUAUUCCUAGUAUCCCUAUCUCGUGGGGAGAUGCACAAAAGCUUUUGCAGUCCAUUCAAGGAUUCGGAGUUGAGUGUCCUCCCGAAUGGAAAGGUGCAGUUCCUGAUGUUAAAUACUGGUCUGGCAAUCUUUCAACGCCAAAGGUUCAUCUUGUUAAUGAACAGGAUGAAGUUGAGCAGCAGCCAAUUUGGAAUGUUCUAGGUAAAAUUACUGGUGUCGAGCAACAGGAGAAAUCUAUUAUCGUUGGUAAUCAUCGUGACGCUUGGGUCUUUGGUGCCACGGAUCCUGGAUCAGGUACUGCGGUGUUCCUCGAAGUUAUGCAUAUCUUUGGUGAUCUUGUUUCACGAGGUUGGCGUCCGCAACGUACCAUUGAAUUUGCUUCUUGGGAUGGCGAGGAAUAUAAUCUCAUUGGAUCUACAGAGCAUGUCGAGAAGAAUAUGGAUAAACUACGAAAAGAUGCAUUUGUCUACCUUAAUGUUGAUGUAGGAGUUGGCGGUGAUACAUUCCGAGCAGCAGGCAGUCCAGUUUUCAAGAAAGCUCUUCUCCGAGUUCUAGAUCGAACAUCUGAUCCUUACCAAAAUGCCACUCUACGUCAUUUAUGGGAUGCAAGAGGAGGUCAAUUAGAUGGUCUAGGAGCUGGAAGUGAUUAUGUCGCUUUUCAAGAUAUGGCAGGAACUUCUUCUCUUGAUUUUGGGUUCGAAGGCCCCGUAUAUCCAUAUCAUUCUGCAUAUGAUAAUUUUGAAUGGAUGGCUAGUCAAGGUGAUCCCAAUUUCCGCUACCAUAAACUUCUCGCUGAAGUUUGGGCACUUCUCAUUCUCGAGUUCUGCGAUCGUGCAGUCCUUCCUUUUGAUAUCAAAGCAUAUUCACAAUCUCUGACGAAAUGGGUCAUGGAUCUGGAAAAUUGGGCAGAUAGUAAAGGUGGCAAUGAAGCGGGAAAUGUUCCAUGGUCAACAGAACCAUUGCGAGAAGCAGCAUUACAGUUUGCGCAAGAUUCAAAGAGGUUUGAGAAAUUUGAAUUGGAAUGGGAUGGAUUGGUAUUGGGGAGUGGUGGGUUUGAAAGUCCGGGGUUGGCUUCCCAUCGAAAGAGUCAUAAUACGAGGAUGGCGAAUUUCGAAACUCAUUUGUUGGAUUUGGAGGAGGGUGGUGGGAUCCCAAAUAGAACACAAUUCAAACAUGUAAUUUUCGGACCACAACUCUGGUCUGGAUAUGAUGAGGCUUUUUUUCCGGCAAUACGUGAUGCGGUUGAGGUGGGGGAUUGGGCGCUUGCGAAGAAAAUGGUGGAGAAGACGGCGAGGAUUAUUAAGAGGGCUAGUGGGAAGAUGGCGGAUGGGAAAUGA